AUGACCAGCAUGUCAGCCCAAAGACCCCCAUUUGAUUGCUUGCCCUUGCGACAAGAUGGACCGGUCGGUAACGCUUGGGGUAUGUUUGGGGAUCAAGAUCAGUUGGGUAUGCUCAACCUUCUGACCACCGAGAAUACUGCUGCGGCUGCCCGUGAGAUUGUCGAAGGUAUGCGUGUCUCAACCGACUGGGCUCUUAAUAGCAUGGCUACCCCUUGCUUUGGACGAUCUGCCUUUGAACACGUUAUAAAGAACAAGGCUCCCCGGGCCGUCAACGAUGAUAUACUAGUCUUUAACACGCAGAGUAGCUCUCAAUGGGAUGGCUUUCGACACUACGGAUCGAAACAAGGAACAUACUACAACGGGUGCACGCAGGAUGACAUCCAGAACUCGACCCGCAAUGGCAUUCACGUAUGGGCUGAGAAUGGGGGUAUUGUUGGACGGGGUGUUCUCUUGGACUAUGCCGGCUGGGCAGAAGCCAAGGGACACGACGUGAAGUGCUUUGAAACUCAGUCAAUUCCAGUUUCCAUCCUUCAAGAAGUGGCUGCUAGCCAGAGAACCACAUUCCGACCCGGAGAUAUCUUGUUCAUCCGCACUGGUUGGACUCGGGCGUACGAGAGGCUGUCUCAUGCCGAAUGUCAGAAACUGGCUGCUUAUACUGCGCCUCCAGUCAUUGGAGUAGAGUCAUCAGAGCCUAUGCUGCGCUGGCUUUGGGAUCAAAGUUUCUCUGCUGUUGUGGGAGAUAUGCCGAGCUUUGAAGCAUAUCCAUGCCAGAACAUGGACUUCUUCCUUCACGAGUGGCUGCUGGCUGGUUGGGGUGUCCCGAUCGGAGAGCUUUUUGACCUGGAGCAACUGAGCCAGGAGUGUCGCAAGAGAGAUCGCUGGACGUUCUUCUUUAGUAGUGUGCCAUUAAAGAUAAGAGUGGAGAAGCCCCUCAACUUCAACUCUCCCUUAGCAUCAUCAAAUAUGGUACUUGGCAAUGCAGGCGUGUCGCGUCGGUCGGAAGACCGAUCAAGGAGAUCAAUGGUAGCAUGUAACCGAUGCCGAGGUCGGAAAACGCGCUGCGCCGGUAAUCCACCACAUCCCUGCGCUGCAUGUGUGGAGGUGGGAAAGACAUGCGUGUACUCGGAAGCAGAAAAGCGUGUCUCUAUCACUGAGAGCUACUAUCGUCAACUACAAUCACAAGCCCCAGGUACGUUGUCCACCACACAUGGUUCAACAUCUUUUAACCUCAGUGUAGAAGGUAGCCAAACAAUAAUUUCUAGUGAACCAUCAACAUCCACUCGCUAUUCCGAGAGCGAGGCGCCCCCAGAACGGGACGAUUGGUGGUACAAGGGAACAGACAACUUGUUUCUUGACCGGUCUGGAGAGCAUCAUUUCGUGGGUGCUUCAUCCACAACUCAUCUUGCCAAACGACUCAACCCCGGGUCCACCAAUCUUGCAUGGGAUGUACGGCCACUCUAUGAUGACCCUUCAUCACUAAGACGGCCAGUCGGUGGUACCCUUCCUCAGUUACCUCCUUUUGAGUUCGCCAAGCGGUUAUUUUGGGUGCAGUAUGCCUAUAUUGGCACUAUCUUCUCACUCAUCCACCCUGCAGAAUUCGAAGAAAGACUUGACCUGGUCUACCAUCAACCACUUGACCUUUCGCAUCGAGAAUCAAGUUUGGUAUAUUGUCAGACUCUACUCGUCAUUGCAUUUGGCUUGAUGUACUCUGUAAAUCAGUGGUCGGGCGAUGACGGCCCUCCGGGAUUCAAGUAUUUUAAGCAUGCGCUACGGGUUCUGCCUGAUAUCCACGAGGAGGGUUCAAUCUUCUUUGUUGAGGUGCUAUGCUAUGUAGCAUACUACAUGCAAAAUCUGAACCGACGUGAUGCUGCAUUUCUCUAUAUUGGAUUGGCCUUACGUAUGGCCAUCUCUCUAGGUCUUCACCAGGAGGUUUCAGACCCAACAAUAAGUGAGGCAGAUCGCAAUCGUCGACGCCGGGCUUGGUGGUCUGUCUAUAGCUUAGACCGGAUACUUUCAGUCAAGUCUGGGAAUCCGAUCACCAUACAUGAUGAAGACAUUGGAAUAACGUGGCCCGCAGUAGUGGAUGGAACAACUGUGGAUCCAUGGCCGUCAACAGUUCUCACUCAUUACACAAAGCUCUCCCGUAUUUUGGGACGGAUUGGAGAAGAAAUUUACCGGAAGAAGCCCGGAUCAGGGUCCAAUCUCAUUGCUUCUGUUCAGAGUAUGACGAACGAUCUUUCUGGAUGGCUACGCCAAGUCCCUGAUCGUCUCCGUAUUGAUUUCUCCACACUUGACACGUAUAUUAAUCGGGAGUCCGUAUCGAUCAAUUUACACUUUUACUCAUGUGUGAACAUGACUGCACGUCCGUUGGUAUUUUAUGUCAUUCAACGACGACUUGAUGCAGAAGCCCUUGGAUCCGCCACGGAAGACUGGAAGGAAGGGCUCGCCCCCAACACUGUUGCUGUCAUUGAUAGCUGUAUUACAGCUGCACGAGCAACCACUUUGAUAAUGGAUGCAGCCGCAAAACACAAUCUCAUUGCUACAUAUGGUUACCUUGACGGCGAGUACAUCUUCUCCGCUGCACUGUUGCUCGUCAUGGUGAACGCUGCAUUCCCGCCCAACGAAACCAGUGCACGAGCCAUGGAGACCGCACUGAACCUUCUUCGGGGCAUGGCUGAUCGUGGAAACACCUAUCUGGGCUCACGCCAUUCGCUAUUGCUGGAACUACGGGCUGCCAUUGUAACUAGGUCUGCUGCUAAUGAUACCGAUCGAGCAAGCUCGGCAGGCCUGAAGGCCCCAUUAACGCCGACAACAGAGCACGGUACGAGUAUCAUGGGGGAGAAGGAAGAUAUAGCAUCCAAGAUAGGAGCUUCGCAAGUGCUUGCUCCUGAGUGGCCACAUAACGACCUCACAUCAUUCCGGGAUAUCGCAUUUCAAUUCGACCUCAACGAUGACCCGGCACUGUGGGAAGGGGCAUUGGAUCAGAUUGAUAUUGAUAUGGAUACGGACUGGAUUGAGAAUACAUUAAAGCGGUAG
Penicillium antarcticum is the source of this 3036-nucleotide messenger RNA. RefSeq names its product transcription factor domain-containing protein. Gene Ontology annotation, biological process: DNA-templated transcription; regulation of DNA-templated transcription. Gene Ontology annotation, molecular function: zinc ion binding; arylformamidase activity; DNA-binding transcription factor activity, RNA polymerase II-specific. The transcript has 11 exons. Lineage: Eukaryota; Fungi; Ascomycota; Eurotiomycetes; Eurotiales; Aspergillaceae. The coding region runs from base 1 to 3036 and encodes 1011 amino acids. The record is from RefSeq and is a predicted model, not a curated record.